Oncorhynchus masou masou (cherry salmon) is the source of this 3670-nucleotide messenger RNA. RefSeq names its product sphingomyelin synthase 1b (gene sgms1b). The transcript has 5 exons. The record is from RefSeq and is a predicted model, not a curated record. Gene Ontology annotation, biological process: sphingomyelin biosynthetic process; ceramide biosynthetic process. The coding region runs from base 218 to 1447 and encodes 409 amino acids. Gene Ontology annotation, molecular function: protein binding; ceramide cholinephosphotransferase activity; sphingomyelin synthase activity. Gene Ontology annotation, cellular component: plasma membrane; Golgi membrane; endoplasmic reticulum membrane. NCBI's taxonomy places the organism in Eukaryota, Metazoa, Chordata, Actinopteri, Salmoniformes, Salmonidae.
AAGUCACUUCAUCGAACAGCUGAAAAUGCAAUCCCACCUUGGUGGGUUAACCUCUAGAUAAACCUGACUGGAUACUCCAUUUGUCGGCAGCACCAAAUGUGCUUACCACAUGAUGUGUGACUUCAGGAGGGCUCAGGAUUUGUUAGUGUAAACACCUCUGGACUCUCCCUCCAUUGUUUCUCCUUCUGUUUGCAAUGCGUACGCCACAGGGUCUGACAUGAAGAAAGUGGUCCAUUGGUCAACGAAGGACGUGCUCCUGUGGCUGACUGAUGUGGGAAUGCAGGAAUACUCCGAGGCCUUACGUCACCUGAACGGCAAGGGCCUCAUGCAGCUCUCUAAAGCGGACUUCCAGACGGCUCCUCUGGCCCUUGUCACCUUGGACGGAGGCAGACAGCUCCUGGACAAGAUGGAGACUCUCAGGAUAGAGCACCACAUUGAAACGCAUAAAAACAGGCAUGCCAACGGACACGCCAUCUUGGCUGUCAACAGUGAGGUUAAUGGGAACAAGCCCAAGAGGAAUGGUGUGGUCAAUGAGUUCCACAAGGAGUGGAUCCAGAUCCCCAUGCCUGAGAUCACCCACUCUCCGUUUCCUGAGGAGUGGGGGAAGACGGGCGUGGCUUUUGUCUACGCCACGGUCUGCUUCAUCUUCACCACCAUUAUGAUCUCCGUGGUCCACGAACGUGUGCCUGCCAAGGAGGCCACACCACCCCUACCAGACAAGUUCUUUGACUUUUUCGGGCGAGUAGACUGGGCUUUUUCUAUAUGCGAAAUCAACGGCUUGAUACUGAUCGUCCUGUGGCUUCUACAGUGGGCAAUGUUAAAAUAUAGGUCCAUCGUUGGUCGGCGGUUCUUUUUCAUCAUUGGCACACUCUACCUCUACAGGUGUAUCACCAUGUACAUCACCACACUCCCCGUGCCAGGGAUGCAUUUCAAGUGCUCUCCUAAGCUGUUUGGUGACUGGGCAUCCCAAAUGAGCCGAGUGAUGAAGAUGAUUGCAGGAGGAGGCCUGACCAUCACUGGCUCCCACCACAUGUGUGGGGACUACCUUUACAGUGGCCACACAGUCAUGCUGACUCUCAUCUAUCUCUUCAUUAAAGAGUAUUCCCCCAAAAAGUUAUGGUGGUACCACUGGAUCUGCUGGCUGCUCUGUGCUGUGGGACUCUUCUGCAUUCUCCUGGCUCAUGACCACUACUCUAUAGACGUGGCGGUGGCUUACUUCAUCACCACACGCCUAUUCUGGUGGUACCACACCAUGGCCAACCAGCAAAAGCUAAAGGAAUCAUCGCAGAUCAACUUUUUCUCAAGGGUGUGGUGGUACCAAUUUUUCCAGUACCUUGAACAGAAUGUCACAGGCAUUGUCCCUCGGAACUACCAGAUGCCGCUGUCAUGGCGACCGGCCCAGUGGAGUCAAGUGAAGUACAGCCGGAUCGACACUGCGUGCCCAUGACAGGAGGAACUGACCCCCCCCCCCCUACACUCCUGAAAGUGCCAUAUCUAAUCACAAGAAGAUGCUAUAUCAGUCAAACUCCGUAGCUGUUCCAUUUCCCUUUUCUCCUGUAACGCCCACUCCAGUCCAACUGGCUAGCACUGUGACCAACCAUCGUUUCAGCCAAAACAUUUCACAAGGGUUUCCAGUGAGUGGAUCGCAAGCAUUUUCAUUGGCAGGUCCAGAUCUAGUUCAGUUAACAAUAGCACAUGUAACUGUUGGUCAACGCCAAUAUCUCUCUCUGUAAUUGUUACAGAUACUCUGUUGCUGAAAUUGAACGAAACAAUCAUGUUUGUCACGGCAUUUGGGCUGACCCAAAUGUUUAGUCUUUCAUGCUCAAAUGUUUUACCAGGUUUUGGUUCAAAGACGUGCUGUAGCGUUGAGAACUGGCCGGCCAUGAAGCAAGAGGCGCUUUUUGUAGUGCAAACCAUUUUCUAAGUAUAUGAACAACGUGGUCUCAGAACAUUUCGUAUUAUUCUGUACGUAAGUCCAAGACACUCCAUUUAGUAUGCUAUUUUACGUUUCAUAUGGUAUGCAUUCUUUUGUGGAUGUUCGUCAUCCAUUUCGUAUUAUGUUAUGAAUUACAAUUUGUAUGAGAUGCUAGAAAUUACAUUUCGUAUGAUAUGUUACAAAUUAUAAUUCGUAUAAUAUCUUACGAAUUUAAAUUUGUAUAAUAUGUUAUGAAUUUGCUAAAUAUAUUGUAAUGACCUGACUAGAUCAUAAAGGAACAAUUGUCCAGACAGAGGCUUGAGUUUGCGAAUUGACGGUUUAUUAAACCAACUUUACACAGGCUACUGUUAGGGCCGUAGCACACGCCAAAAAGAUAACAGAUAACCCAUAAGCCAAUCGUGACCUUCUCUUGGGCAGCCCAGACGUAAGAGAGAGAAUAAAGGUUGAACCUGGUCUUCCAAUGCUCACCCCCCUGCCCAACCCCCCUCCACGCCACUCCGCCAACCACCAGGAUGCCCGGCAUCAGAACAUUCCAGGCAUUCCCGUGAUUGGCAGAUAGCAGGUUGACUGACAUGUCGGACCCCGCGAACACCGGGUACUGGUCAGUACAACACAACCACAUCCUAGCCUAAGACAUAACACACAGCUGUCUGUGCGGGUCGCUACACAAUGAUAUGUUACGAAUUCCAAUUAGUUGUGGAUAACGUUAGCUAGGUGGCAAGGUUGCUAACGCUACAGUUAGCUAGCUGGCUAACGUUAGCUAAGCUAGAGGUUAAGGUUUGGGAUAGGGUUAAGAGUUAGGUUAAAGGGUUAGGGGAAAGGUUAGCUAACAUGCAAAGUAGCUAAAAAGUAGUAAGUACUUGCAAAGUUGCUAAUUAACUAGAAUGCUAAAGUUGUCUGUGAUGAGACUAAAUAAAACACGUAAUGCUAGAUGUUCAGCAACCACUAAUUUCAGUGUCCCAGAUUUACAUUUACUAUGUCACGUCUAGUCUGAGACUAGUCUAAUAUAACAGAUUUAUUUUUCAAAUUAAUGCUUUAGAUUGCUACAGUUGGGAGACAAAAGAAAGUGAAAAGGAGAUAAGAUUUAGGAACAAUGUUCCUCAGUGCCUUUCUUGUUAUGAUUGUAUAGUAAGUAUAGCAGUGUCCUCACUAAUGUAUUCAUGUUGAAUUGAAUGACCGUUUUAAAGUUAUACAUCAGUAUUUAGACUGGAACAGGUAGGACGAUGCUUGAAUGAUCCUGACGCUGAUCACCGAUAUAGCACACACACACUUGAACAAUUAAGACUCCAUUACAUUUUUCACCUUGUUUCUGAAUGUAAAGAUUCAUGUAAUUAUUUGAAUCCUGUCAGUGUCUUUCCAAGGCAAUCAUGUUUGAAAAAAUAAAUCCUGACUCACUUCUUAUUUUCUAUUGAUUUAUUUAUUACAUUGAUUAUUGCUCUUGUUUUUCUCUGUUAGGGGAAUAUUAGACUAUGUCAUGUAAUUUCUUGCCUAUUAUGCCAAAUAGUUGCAUUGUGUGGACUGUCCCUUGACCAAAUUGUAGGUCAGUGUGAUGGAGAGAGGUUAACACAGUGAAGUUUUAUUGAGGGGUCAUGACAAUGUCUCUGCUUACUGAUGAAGGCUGAACCAAAUGCCCCUCUCCUCAAAUGAAAUGUAUACCUCAGAACUGUCCUGUGAACCACCCAAUGGGAAGAGCUGAUUGUGGUGUAACCAUGGGAAAAAUGUAUCGAUAGGAAA